AUGGCUUCUUUACUAGGCGCAGGGUACGAAUCGAGCGACGAUGACGCCACCGUCCCCAAUCCUUCAGUGACGACUGCGACCACGAUUGUCGCUGCCCCGGAAGUCAAUACAGAGGUUUGGUCCCCUCUCAUGGCAACUCGAGUGCCGGUCGCAAUUGAGAUCGAUCAAGCGCACAUGCAGAUGACCCUUGCCAAUACCUCGUCGCAAGCCCUCACGUACAAUGCCACUUACGAUGAUCUCACACGACCGUCGCAGGGUCCCGUGAACCCCUUCAAACCAGCCGGUCCUGGAAAUGGAGUUAAGCGGAAGAAUGUUCCCACGGGAUUCGCGGAGGAGGCAGCCAUCAGUGAGGCGACAUUCGCCGCGCAACAUCGCACGUUCCAGAGCCUGGGAUACACUCGCAAUCCAACAGUGCCGGAUCACUUCGUUGGAGAUUUGGAAAAGGUCGCGCAAUAUGGAGGGCGAGAUGUCGUCCAGAUGAAGCCAUCCAAGGAGGCCUCUGCAGCGUGGCGCGCCAAGCGACAAAAGAAAGGCGAUUCCAGCAUUGUGGAAGGUGAAGGUGCUUACCUGGGACCCUGGGCCCAAUACAACAAUGAGCAGCAGUAUGAGGAGAUUGAGGUCGGUUCGGGAGAAGAGCGUGAGCUGGCGAGCGACGAGGAGUGGGCGGAGGAGAAUGAGACCUUGGCCCCUGCGGCGCCUUUGCCGGCCAUGAGCAAGGAAGCCACCGAGUAUCUGGGGGAUACGUCCAAGGUGGAAACGACCGAAUUCCACGGCUCCGAACAAUUCGACUACCAGGGCCGCACGUAUAUGCAUGUGCCCCAGGACUUGGAUAUCGACCUGCGCAAAGAAGUGGGCAGUAUCAAGAACUAUGUGCCCAAGAAAUUGGUGCAUACCUGGAAGUCUCAUACCAAGCCCAUCACUUCGUUGCGGUUUUUCCCCACUUCGGGUCAUCUGCUGCUUUCUUCGGCGGCGGACGGAAAGGCCAAGAUCUGGGAUGUGUAUCACUCUCGGGAGCUCCUUCGAACAUUUUCUGGUCACACCAAGGCCAUUUCGGAUACCGACUUUGACCCUACUGGAAAGACUUUCUUGACCGGUUCGUAUGAUCGCCAAAUCAAACUUUGGGAUACCGAAUACGGCAAAUGUCUGGGGCGAUUCUCCACCGGCAAGACACCGCACGUCGUGCGCUUCAAUCCCGGUGUCGAGCAUGGCCACGAAUUCUUGGCCGGUAUGUCCGACAAGAAGAUUGUUCAAUUCGACACUCGAUCCGGCGAACUGGUCCAAGAAUACGACCACCAUCUGGCAGCUGUCAACACCAUCACCUUUGUCGACGACAACCGCCGGUUCAUCUCAACGUCCGACGACAAAUCCCUUCGAGCUUGGGAAUACGGCAUCCCCGUCCCCAUCAAGUUCAUCGCCGAGCCGUACAUGUUUGCUCUCACCCGUGCGACACCGCAUCCAAACGGCAAGUACGUGGCCUUCCAGUCGGGUGACAACCAAAUUGUGGUCUACGGCGCCACCGACAAGUUCCGACAGAAUCGGAAAAAGAGCUUCCGCGGCCACAACAACGCCGGAUAUGGCAUUGACAUUAAAAUCUCGCCGGAUGGCCAAUUCCUCAUGUCAGGCGAUAGCGGCGGCUUUGUCUGUUUCUGGGAUUGGAAGACGGGCAAAAUGUAUCAUAAGAUUCAGGCGGGUGGAAAGGAAGGACAGCCCACCACUUGUCUGGACUGGCAUCCACAGGAGACUAGUAAGGUCGUCACGGGUGGUGGGGAUGGCAUCAUUAGAUACUGGGACUAA
Messenger RNA from Penicillium oxalicum, 1794 nucleotides. RefSeq names its product WD40 repeat domain-containing protein. NCBI's taxonomy places the organism in Eukaryota, Fungi, Ascomycota, Eurotiomycetes, Eurotiales, Aspergillaceae. Gene Ontology annotation, cellular component: catalytic step 2 spliceosome. The transcript is spliced from 2 exons. The record is from RefSeq and is a predicted model, not a curated record. Bases 1 to 1794 code for a protein of 597 amino acids. Gene Ontology annotation, biological process: mRNA splicing, via spliceosome. Gene Ontology annotation, molecular function: mRNA binding; protein binding.